This is a messenger RNA of Eruca vesicaria subsp. sativa (arugula), 1242 nucleotides long. NCBI's taxonomy places the organism in Eukaryota, Viridiplantae, Streptophyta, Magnoliopsida, Brassicales, Brassicaceae. The record is from the annotation of a GenBank genome assembly.
AUGGCUUUGGUAUUGCACACAUACAAAGGGAACAAAGGUGCUGAGAAGGCACUCAUUGCAGCAGAGUACACCGGUGUGCAGAUCAAUGUCCCCGACUUUGAGAUGGGUGUCUCUAACAAAACCCCAGAGUUCCUCAAGAUGAACCCUAUUGGAAAGGUUCCAGUGCUUGAGACUCCGGAAGGUCCCAUCUUUGAGAGCAACGCCAUUGCCCGCUAUGUGAGCCGAUUGAACGGUGAGAACUCCUUGAACGGAUCUUCCCUGAUCGAAUACGCACAAAUUGAGCAAUGGAUCGAUUUCUCCACAUUGGAGAUUUUCGGAAGCGUCUUCAUGUGGUUCGGUGCAAGAAUAGGCUACAUGCCAUAUAGUGUUCCGAGUGAGGAAGCUGCUAUCUCUGCGUUGAAAAGAGCACUUGAUGCUCUGAACACCCAUCUCGCUUCCAACACAUACCUUGUUGGACACUCUAUUACCUUGGCUGAUAUCAUCACUGUUUGCAACUUAAGCCUGGGAUUUACCACUAUCAUGACCAAAGACUUCACCUCUGCAUUCCCUCAUGUUGAGAGAUACUUCUGGACCGUGAUUAACCAGCCAAACUUCAAGAAGGUGGUGGGUGAUGUCAAACAGACUGAAGCUGUCCCUCCUGUUACUUCCAAGAAAGCUGCUCAGCCUGCAAAAGCCAAGGAGGAGCCUAAGAAAAAGGCUGCCCCUGCAGCAGAGGCACCUAAGCCAGUUGAAGAGGAAGAGGCACCAAAGCCCAAGGCAAAGAACCCUCUUGACUUGUUACCCCCAAGCCCAAUGGUUCUCGAUGAGUGGAAGAGGCUUUACUCAAACACCAAGUCUAACUUCCGUGAGGUUGCUAUUAAAGGAUUCUGGGACAUGUAUGACCCAGAGGGAUACUCACUGUGGUUCUGUGACUACAAGUACAAUGACGAGAACACGGUGUCCUUUGUCACCCUCAACAAGGUUGGUGGAUUCCUGCAGAGAAUGGACUUGGCACGCAAGUACGCUUUUGGAAAGAUGCUGAUUAUCGGAUCAGAGGGUCCCUUCAAGGUGAAAGGUUUGUGGCUGUUCCGUGGACCAGAGAUCCCCAAGUUCAUAAUGGAUGAGGUGUACGACAUGGAGCUGUACGAGUGGACCAAGGUUGACAUCUCCGAUGAAGCCCAGAAGGAGCGUGUUAGCCAGAUGAUCGAAGACGCAGAGCCGUUUGAAGGUGAAGCUCUCUUGGACGCCAAGUGCUUCAAGUGA